This is a messenger RNA of Bolinopsis microptera, 1392 nucleotides long. RefSeq lists its product as uncharacterized. Bases 1 to 1392 code for a protein of 463 amino acids. NCBI's taxonomy places the organism in Eukaryota, Metazoa, Ctenophora, Tentaculata, Lobata, Bolinopsidae. The record is from RefSeq and is a predicted model, not a curated record. Gene Ontology annotation, molecular function: transmembrane transporter activity. The transcript has a single exon. Gene Ontology annotation, biological process: transmembrane transport.
AUGGGUGAACCCUGCAGCCACGAAACUAAAGAAAAGAUAGAUGACCCCGAUACAUCAGCCGAAGCACCCCCUCCUAAAUGGGAUAUAAAGAGUUAUUCUCCAAACAAGAAAAGGAUCCUAUUUGGUGCAAUGUGUAUCUUCCAUAUCUUUACCUUUGUCUUCUUUAAUCUGCCCUACUCCUACUUGCCGGUCUAUAAUGAGAAUAGAGAAAUUUCAACCUACUGGACAGGAUUGAUUCUUGGGGCAGCUUCUUUUGGACUGAUGCUAUCCUGUGUUUUUAUUGCCCCGAUCGUAAUUACCAAGUUUUCAACCAGAUUCGUCCUUUCGGGCUGUUUUAGUGGCCUUGCAACUUCUGUUUUCCUUUUUGCUAUGCUUGAUUUCAUCAAAAAUUCGAGUGCCUAUGAAACUUUUGCCUUAAUAGUUCGAUUUAUAGCAGGAAUUUUCGGCGGUAUAAUCAACGUCGCAACAUUUGCAGCAUAUGUUGCAAUAUAUCCUGAAUAUGUCGCCACUGUCACAUCGAUAGGUGAGGCUGUUCUCAAUGGAGCAGUGGCUUUUGGACCCUUUUUAGGCGGGGUCCUCUACGAUGCUAGUGGUUACAUUGCUGCUGCUAUGGUUCCAGGUUCUCUAAUACUCAUAAGUGCUGUCCCAGCCUUCUUUCUACCAAGUCUAAACAGCAAAAAGAGGCGUACAGGCGAAGACCCUUCAAGCUUGAAGACUAUCUUGGAUCCCUGGGUGCUCUUUCCAUUGUGGCACCUUGCCUCAUCUCAAAUCCUCAUCACCUACCACAUGCCUUUGCUUUCCACCUAUGUAAAAGAGGCAUUCGAUGCGGGAGUGGUUUGGUCUGGGACCGCACUUUUGGUCAGCACUGCAGUAAUUUGUGUCUCUUCUCCCUUCCUAGGUCUUCUCAUCGACAAGUUUGGUCCGUGUAAGAUGAUGAUUGCGUCCAGUAUGUCCUUGCCAUUGGUGUACGUGUUUGUGGGCCCUCUCCCUCUACUCAGAUUCGUCACCCCCUCCAGAACACAGCUACUUCUUUCUCUUGCCUUCUUGGGGUUAGCAGUUCCAAUGGCUUGCAUCUCAGCGCUGCCGGUUAUGUUUCAAGUUUACCAAUCUAGGAAUCAAGGUAAGCUGCCGAUCCUGGUUAUCAAUACAUUGGUUUCCCUCUACUGUGCGGCGUAUCCUCUCGGUAUCUUCAUUGGGACAAUAACGUCCGGAUUCAUCGAACCAUACGCUUCCUUUGGCUGGUCUACAGGUACCCUCGGCUUGAUUUACAUAGCGCAAUCACUGCUUUGUAUCGCCUACUGCAUCAAUGUCAUGCGAUCAUCAUCAAAGAACGCAGACGUGGAACAGGAAGGAUAUGUAAUGGACAACCCUGUUGCUGAUUCUAAUAUGUGA